Nothoprocta perdicaria is the source of this 1499-nucleotide messenger RNA. RefSeq names its product alpha-1,6-mannosyl-glycoprotein 4-beta-N-acetylglucosaminyltransferase-like. Gene Ontology annotation, molecular function: acetylglucosaminyltransferase activity. The coding region runs from base 1 to 1410 and encodes 469 amino acids. The record is from RefSeq and is a predicted model, not a curated record. Gene Ontology annotation, biological process: protein N-linked glycosylation. The transcript is spliced from 3 exons. NCBI's taxonomy places the organism in Eukaryota, Metazoa, Chordata, Aves, Tinamiformes, Tinamidae.
AUGCGAUGCUCCCCGAGGCGCGUCCUCACUGCUGCCCUUGCAGCCUCCUUCCUCCUCCUCCUCCUCCUCCUCCUCCUGGGCAGCCGCUGGGAGCAGAGCCUGGAGGAUCCCCUAGAGGGGGAGCUCAGGGGCCUGGUGCCGGCGGCAGCCCUGCAGGCGCUGCAGCACGAGCGGGUCCUGCGAGCCCUCCGGGAGCUGGGCAACCUCUCUGCGCCGCACAACGUCUCCUGCCACCUGCUCGCCGGCUCCCCGCCGCCCGACAAGAAGUUCCUGGCAGUGGGGCUGGCRUCAGUGCGGCGGCCACGUGGCUACUACCUCCGGGCCACGCUGCAGUCUGUCUUUGAGCAGUCGACRGAGGAGGAGCUGCAGGAGAUGGUGGUGGUGGUGCACCUGGCCGACCCGGACCCGGGCUGGAACGCAUGGGUGACUGCGGACAUCGCCCGCAGGUUUGCUCACCACCUCCUGCGGGGCCAGCUCCUGCUUAUCCACGCUCCCCAGGAGUUUUACCCGCCUCUGGAUGGCCUGAAGAGGAACUACAAUGACCCAGAAGAGCGGGUGAAGUUCAGGUCCAAGCAGAAUGUGGAUUACGCGUUCCUCCUUGCCUUUGCCGCCAACCUUUCCACCUACUACCUGAUGAUCGAGGAUGACGUGAAGUGCUCCAAGUCCUUCCUCACGGCCAUCCGCAAGGCACUGACCUCCAGGGAAGGCUCCAACUGGGCCACCCUCGAAUUCUCCAAGCUGGGCUACAUUGGGAAGCUCUACCACUCCAGUGACCUUCCUCGCCUGGCUCGCUUCCUCCUCCUCUUCUACCAGGAGAUGCCGUGUGACUGGCUGCUGAGCUACUUCCGCCUCCUGCUCACGCAGAAGGACGUCAUCCGCUUCAAGCCCUCGCUCUUCCAGCACAUGGGCUUCUACUCGUCCUUGCAGGGCACUGUCAACCGGUUGGAGGACGAUGACUUUGAGGCGUACGCCCUGGACCUGCCGGACAACCCGCCAGCAGCUCUCUUCACUGACAUUGCAGUCUUUGAGAAUUACGAGCCCUCCAAGGCCUACAGCGGAGCAGAGGGCUACUUCUGGGGGAAGGCCCCGGSGGACGGCAGCGUUUUCUGCGUCAUUUUCCAGCAGCCGGCACACGUGAGGCGCGUGCGGGUGCGCACGGGCUCCAGCGAGCGCCGGGGGGACUUCCUGCAUGCGGGGACGCUGGAGCUGGGCUGGCGCCGGCGGCCCCACGCCCGGGACUGCUCCCUCUACACUCCCAUGGGCAUCUUCACUAAGGGGCUCUUUGAGCGGGGGGGGCUGGAAAAGGAGGUGCCGCAUGCCGUCGAGUGCGUGAGGAUACGGGUGACCCAGGGCCAGAGCGAGUGGCUCAUCAUCCAGAGCAUCGACAUCUGGACAGCGUCRAGCACCUGACGAGGGAGGUGACAGGCACGGCAGCCUUUGGGAGGACUUUGCACUAUUUUGAGAGGAGCUGUAUUUUUCGUAGUCCCCUUUUCUGACGG